ACUUUCAUUCAACCGGCGUCAGUUGAAUUCAAAAAGCCGAAGCGAUAACAGCUAAAAGCAAAAGUUACCUUUCAAAAAGAUAAAUUUGAAAAAGAAUCUUAACGCAUUUAAGAUGGCAAACCUACCGUUAUUAUUGAGCCUUGCCGACGAUUUGGGACGUAUGUCCAUGGUUCCCUUCUAUGAGCCAUAUUACUGCCAGCGCCAGAGAAAUCCUUACUUGGCCCUGGCAGGACCCUUGGAACAACAGUUGCGCCAGCUGGAGAAACAGGUGGGCCCUUCAUCGGGAUCCUCGGGAGUCGUUUCGAAAAUCGGAAAGGAUGGCUUCCAGGUCUGCAUGGAUGUGUCGCACUUUAAGCCCAGCGAGCUAGUCGUUAAGGUGCAGGAUAAUUCAAUCCUGGUCGAAGGAACUCAUGAGGAACGCGAGGAUGACCAUGGCUUCAUCACCCGUCACUUCAUCAGGCGUUAUGCUCUGCCCGAGGGCUAUGAUUCCGAUAAGGUGGCCUCCACUUUGUCGUCUGAUGGUGUCCUUACUCUGAAGGUCCCCAAACCACCGGCAAUCGAGGACAAGGGCAACGAGCGCAUCGUUCAGAUCCAGCAGGUGGGACCCGCUCACUUGAAUGUCAAGCAGAAUCCCAAAGAGCAGGUGGAGCAGGACAACGGCAACGAGAAGUAAAGGAUCCGUUGCCGAAGGAAACGCUGUAUUUAACCAUUAUCAAAGUCAUGUAUCUGUUUUAUAAGCUGUAGUUAACCGGGGACACUCUAACAUACCAAUAAGCCAUUAAGGGUGUCCUGCUUUAAUCUUAGUUUGGAAUAUCUAUCACUGAAAUUGGCUAAUUUACUAUUACAAAUAAAAAAAAUAAAAUAUCAUAUAAAUAUA
This is a messenger RNA of Drosophila eugracilis, 877 nucleotides long. RefSeq names its product heat shock protein 23 (gene Hsp23). NCBI's taxonomy places the organism in Eukaryota, Metazoa, Arthropoda, Insecta, Diptera, Drosophilidae. The coding region runs from base 113 to 673 and encodes 186 amino acids. The record is from RefSeq and is a predicted model, not a curated record. Gene Ontology annotation, molecular function: protein folding chaperone. Gene Ontology annotation, biological process: response to heat; protein refolding. The transcript has a single exon.